Molecule: messenger RNA, 5981 nt
Organism: Procambarus clarkii (red swamp crayfish)
Lineage: Eukaryota; Metazoa; Arthropoda; Malacostraca; Decapoda; Cambaridae
Source: RefSeq, a predicted model, not a curated record
AAUGAGCGACUGCAGGAGUGUGGAGUGAGGGAGUGAGCGACUGCAGGAGUGUGGAGUGAGGGAGUGAUGGGCGUCGAGGGUUUCACUACAACAACCAGAGUUGAUAUGAUCCUCGCUGAUCACUGCGGCGUCGUCACUGCCCUCUGCCUCCUAGUGGCUGCAGGGAUGAGCUGACAGAACACUGUACACUCUCUGGGGCUCACAGAGCACCGUGCACUCUCUGGGCUCUCACAUACCACUGUCUGUGGCUGCUGCAUACCUCAAGUAGGAUGAUGUGAGAGCGAGGCCAGAAGCCAUCUGCGAGGGGGCAGAUGAUCGGAGCGACAUGUCGUUCAUGGGUAGUGGAGACAGCCAGCGGUCGUGCGCCUGUACCUGCGACGACGACUGCUGCGACAGGUCGUUCUCUCCGGCAUCCUCUCCCCCAGGGGUCGAAUCUUCUUCAGGAUGCCCUUCAUCAUCGGACUUCGUGCCUUCUGACCCGAUCUUCGAGACUGCGUCGCCAGGCGGAGACAUACGUUCAACAAAGCCUCGUACUGUAGCCAGACGCGGUUGGGAAACCCCACCGCCACCUCUGCCGGAGAGACGCAAGACCCAAAUUCCCCCUGCCAUACACAGGCGGGUAAAGAUGCCUCAAGCAGACGACCCUGGCGGCAAUGUCUCUCCACGGAUAAUGACAUCAUCAGGAUGUCCAUCUCCAUCAGAGAGGUGUUGGUGGGAGCACCAACCACUGUCGCCCACGACCUGUGCUCCAGUCUACUGGGAACAACAGCAGCAGCAGCAUGCGGGUGGGGAUCACAUGACCUCUCCUGACUCUGGUGGGUCGGAGGAAAUGGAGCAGAUGAAGGCUCUCUUCAACGCCUGCGACACUGAUGGCGACGGCUAUAUCACCAGCGCUAACUUGUGCGGAGUGCUGGAGAUGCUUGGCCUGGACGGGUCGGGGGAGACCCUGGCCCGGGAGCUAGGAGCCGACCGCCGGGGCCGUGUCUCUCUCAGGGCUUUCCUCAACUCUCGCCGCCACCACGCUCACGAAGUCAACGCCAUCCGGAGUGAAGGUGGAGAGAGCUGGGCCCCGGAGCUAUGGUCAGGGGGCUCCGAGGGGGGUGACGUGGACCCCUCCCUCUUGCCGGAGCGCCCCCACGCGCGCCACCUGGACACGCCCUCCACAGCACGCCCUGGCAGGUGGCGGCAGGGCGCGACGGAGGCCACCUCCCACUUCGCCAGCGCCAGGUUCCUCGAAGCCAGCAAUAAGCUACAUCUGGCAGCGCUGGGGUCGCUGAAGGGGGAGAUCCUCGAACUCUCGUCCAGACUCAAAAUGAUCUCACAGGAGCGAGACAUGUUGGAGAAGACCCUCACUGUCACUCAGCUGGAGAAAGUACGAGUAGAGCGAGAAGGGGAAGAUCGUCUGGAUUCGCAGGCCCAGCGCUAUGAGGAACGGCUCACCGAACUCCACUCUGUCAUUGCUGAGCUCUCCCGUAAGAUCGAUCAACAACGGAUAAAUGUGAUCGCGGAGGAGGAGGUGGUGGUGGAGGAGUACUCACAGUCGGAGCUCUCCCACGACCAGCAUGAUGCCACGGAGGACUCAACGAGUGAGGCGGUGGAGUCAGAGGAGCAGAUGGAGGAACCCCGGGAUCACACUGCUACUGACGCCUCAACGUCUUGUGACAUAGAUGACAGGGCUGUAGAGGCUGGAGAAGGCAUUGCUGACCUGGAUGUAAGCGAGUGCCCACGAGGCAGUGGAGACUCCAGCAGCUGCCGAGCAUCGGGGGAUGACCAGUGCCGAUCCCUUAGUGCCCUAGAGGAAGAGCUAAAGGUUCUCAGAGAGGAAAAUAACAGUUUACAGCAUGCUCUGGCCCUUGCUCAACAUAAUGCCUCUACACACCGCAACAAUGUCACAGUUCUUACUCAAGAGAGAGAUGCUCUCUGCAAAAAGCUACGAGAGUAUCAAAGAAUGCAGCCAGCAAUGCCUCCACAAGCCCUGCAGGUUGCUGAUGCGGUGACAGUGCGGGGUCUAAGAGGUACCCCACUUGCGGCAUUUACGGUGACCUCUGGGGGUUCUGGUUUAAGUGGGUCAGGACCGGGCACAGUGUCUCCAUCUCCAUCACCGCAACCACCUGAAAGCCACACACCCACGCAGGAUGAUGCACCUAUUAUCUGUAGACUGGCUGAGCGAGUCAGAUUAAAGAAGGCCGAGAGUGGAGAUCAAAGAAUAACAGGAACUGACCUCAGUAGUGUGGGUGUGUGGACAACAGCUGUUGCUGAGCAAUUAGUUGCAGGUGUGCAGGAAGAAAGUGAUGCCCAGGAAUUAUAUCAUGCUCUUGCCACUGCUGGGGGAGCUCUAGCACCUCACGAGAGAUUAAAAGAGUUUGAAGUGGAGAUAGAAAGACUUCAUACAAAAGUGGACCAUUUGAAAGCACAGAAUGAUGUGUUAGCCAUUACUCUCUGUGAAUCUAAAUCACACUGUGAUCAUUUAAGUAUUUUGAUGGGUAAAUAUGAAUCUAACUCUAUAGCCUUGCAGUUGGCAGUGACGAAUUUAGACCAGACUAUAGAGGCAUAUGAAGUCUUGGUUGCUCUACUAGAAAGUGAAAUUGGUUUAUUGUUGGCAAGCUGCAAGGCUGCGGGUGUUGGAGUGAAGCGGACUGGUGGUGGUGUGGGAAGUGGUGGGUGGAGUUAUGCUGACCAGGAUGAUCUAGUGGCUUUGGUGAAAAGAGCUCAGGAACAACGACGAUCUACAGAAAAUGUUGCUCGACACCUGUUGUCUCGGUUGGAUAGGUCAGAGGUGCAACAGUCUGAUACAGAUAGCUGGAAUGAAACUGGAAUCAGUCAUAAUACUAGUGCGACUUCAUCUACAUCUAGCGGUGUUGAUUCUGAUGUAAGUCGUGGAGAUGAACAGCGACUCCGUGAGACUAUCAAUCGGCUAAAAGAGGAGCGAGGGCAUGUAUCAGCCUCCCUUCUUCCUUUGGAGUCCCUCCAUGUUGACCCUCUAACCAGACACUACCCACUUACUCUUCAUGAUGCACACAAGCUUGAUCUAGAAAAUGCAGUAUUAAUGCAAGAGCUCACAGCUAUGAGAGAGGAUCGUGCAGAGCUUAGAGCCCAGGUAUACCUAAUGGAUAGAGAGAAGGCUGGUCUAGAAUUACGAGUAGGGACCUGCGAGGCCCAGGCAGCAGCGUACUGUGCUACCAUUGACCAUCUUAAGUCUGAACUGGCACAGUUACGCCCAGGAGGCAACCAGGAGGGAGAAGGUGAUGGUGAUAGUGGCGUCGACUCCUCGUCUCCAGAGAUCAUGGAGGCUCUUAGACGAGAAAGGCAACUGAAGGCCCGAGUGCAGGACCUCGUCACGACCUUGGAGAAGGUAACCAAGAACUCUGAAGCAAGACAUAUGCAGUCCCAAGAAUUUAUCAAUGAUUUGAAAAAAGCCAAUGGAGCACUUUUGACAGCUGUAGAUCGCCUUAAGAAGAAAUAUGCACUAAAGGUGAAGCGGAUGGAACAGCAAAUGAUGGGAAUGGUUGACAGGCAUGCUCACCAGGUGCGUGUUCUGAAGCAGAAGUUAUCCACACUGGAGGAUGACACAGGCUCCAGGCAAACACAAAUGAUCUCAACUGCUAGUGAGACAUCACUCUGAGGAUAUAUAUGUUGGUUAUAUACUUUUGUAUUUCAUAGUAUAUUUGUUAUUUAUCUGUACUGUUAAAGUGUGAAAGAGUUUGUCUAUGCAAUAACUUUCCACUCAAGAGUCGCAAGUGUGUCUUACGACAUAAACAGCUGGCAGCUGACCAUAAUACACUCAUUUUCCACCAUUCCAAGAUUAUCAUGACUUAGAAUGUAUGACAGUUGUUCAUUGAUGUACCAUAGAUGAGAACCAUUUAUGCAAUGUACAAUUUAGAUGCACAAGAAAAGUCUUUUGAAGCAGUAGAAAAAAAAUAUAGAAAAUUAGCUAUAAGUAUGUUAGAACAUGAAAAAGGUACCUUAGAGCCUUUUCAUGUAGUUCAAAUUUAAACCAAAUGACUAAGUAUCCUCAGAAACUAACAAAAUAUGGAUUAUGUUUGAUUUUUGACAGUACUGUAGUCAUAAUUAAAGAAAGAAUAUAUCGUCUAAAACCUGAUGAAAAUGAUAAGAUUAUCAAAACUAAAAUUAAAAAAUCAGUAAUGACCUUAUAUAUUUUUGUCUAUAUUUCCAUCAAGAAUGGUCAACACUGUUUCUGACUUUAGUUUUGGAGAACUUUUCUGCCUUCACUGACUAGUGUAUAGGUAAGAUCUGUAAGAUCUUUGGCAUGUUGGCAAGACUCCUCAGGAAACACAAUCAGGGAUAGAAAAGAAACAAGACUGCAAGGAAUAGACAAUGCAAAAAUUCUUGUGGGGAAAAUAACAGUUCCAUUGAAUGAAAGAUGAAAAUAUGCCGAGAACUGAGAAUCACAGAAAAUUUGUUGCAGCUGUACUUAUGCAAAUCAUUAUUGUUCCUUAAUAAACUGAUGGCAAUCAAAACUAUGAUAUGAUAAGUAGUGAGUGAGGCACAACGAGUUAUGUCGCAGUUACAGUACAGUAUACAAAUUUGACUUUAUUGACGUUUGUUCUGUUUCCUCAAUAUGUACAUACAAUAUAUGGCGAAGAUUCAUAAUAUGCUUUUCUGUGAAAUCAAGAUAUUAUUCCCAUAUUAAUUAUAGUUGAAUUUUGCUGAGGUAUGGAUGGCUGUGACACACACUAACAAAGGAACGUUAGUUAUUGUUUGUUCCCAAUAUGAAGAUGUGUUCAUUACCGCUAUGGUUAAAAUAGCAGUCUCGCCUAUCAUUGUUCAGUGGAAAGACAAUUUAACAAACAUUUUCCCCUAAUCAUUGACUGGUAAUUCCAGAAAUUAAUAUUUAAGCUGAUCUUAGAAAAUACUACCAUAUAAUUAAAGCUUACAAUAUGACACUGAAAUAGUUUGUAAAAAAUUGAAAGUAAUGCGUGCAUAAAUAAUGAAGUGAACAAAUGAGUGCCAAACUAGUCCAAAUGCAUUAUUAGAGAUUAUAUGUAAAGUACAAAGUUUUUGUGACUCAUAAUAGAAACCAAGAAUUAUAGUCAGAAAUAAGAUAGAAACCCGUGUGUUCAUCCAGUGCACACUCCUCAUGAAUUUAUUUCUGAAAUUUCCUCAGUAGACAGCCUUAAUGGCAAAUUAUGUUGUGUUUGUUGCUUCUUUAAAACUUCAGAUGUGAUCUGUGAAAUAGAUACCUGUACUAAAUUGAUUUGUUGGAAAGAAAGUCAUUGGCCUCCAAAUUCAGAGCAAUAGUAUUGAAUUUUGACUCAAUGUAGGGAGUCUCAAAGUAAGUUUACAGUAAUGGGUAAGGAAAUUUAAAACUAAAAUGAAGAAAAAAUAAAUUAAUGCUAACAUUCUAACCCAAUUCAGCCAAUGCAUGACCCUGCACAUCUCUACUAUUCAAUUUACCAUUUGUUUCUAAGCUUUGGGUGCUAUUGACACACAUUCCAAAUGCCUGUGUGCCAAGAAAAUAUUAAGCUGCUGAUCUGAACUAGCCACCUGCAGACUUACCUCCCUGGAAAUUUAAUCAUUAACCUCCUGCAUCAUAUUGUUUCUAUUAAGGGUCAAAUGUGGAUUUGGUAAAAAUGAAUUUCCUUUUUCCUCAAAAGUAUAAUACAAGUUUUCUGAAUGACGAACUGUAGCUGUAUAAGAGGGAUGAGUGUCAGAGUUCAGUAGCAAAUAAAAUAAUAUUACUGUUUAGAUGUCAUUCAUAAGAUGCAUACAGAGGAGCCUCGAUUAACGAAUUUAAUCCGUUCCGGCAUCGAGCUUGUCAUGUGACACGCUCGUCUUUCAAAACGAAUUUCCCCAUUUAAAUUAAUGGAAAUAAAAUUAAUCCGUUCCACUACCGAAAAACAUCCAUAUGAUAUUCGCUUAUUUAAAUAAUGGAGCAGGCUACCUAACAUAAACUGAACGAACCUUUAUGACAUUUUUUCUUUUUUCAAUUUUUUUAUUUAUUUUUUUAUUUUUUUAUUUUU